Messenger RNA from Labrus mixtus (cuckoo wrasse), 1735 nucleotides. RefSeq lists its product as uncharacterized. The transcript has 6 exons. Bases 162 to 926 code for a protein of 254 amino acids. The record is from RefSeq and is a predicted model, not a curated record. NCBI's taxonomy places the organism in Eukaryota, Metazoa, Chordata, Actinopteri, Labriformes, Labridae.
UGCAGAGAGGUGUGCAGCGUGCAGCAGGAUGAACUGAUUCACAGUAUAACUCCUCUGCAAAGUUUCCUCUGUCUGCACAGUUUGUGCAGGAGGAGUCUUCCUCUCGUCUCUCUCCUUUCUCUCUCUCUCUCUCUGUCUUUUUCCACCUGUCAUUCACUGUGAUGAUGGAUCUCAGGACCGUUCUGACCAUCUCUCUUUUGCUCAUGUCUACUGUGUAUCUCCCAGCAGAAACAAGAAACACAACUGACACAAGCUUCAAUGUCACCGUGACCCCCAACCCCAGCAGUAGUGACUAUAACUGCACCUGCCCAUCCACCUCCCCCACCCCCAAGUCCUCCUCUGCUCACUCUCUGGGCCUCCUCUCAGUCAGAUGGACGAGUGGCUGUGAAGGGGAAGCGAUCCUGUCGCUCCACCCUCCCCCCUCCUCGUCCUCCUCAUCCUCCCUCCUCUGUCACAGCAGUCUGACCCUCGUUAAGAGUCUGCUGAGCUCCCCGUGUGAGAGUCGGAGCGGGUGUGAGGGGCUGCCAGUCUGGAGGAGUAGCAUGAAGCUGGGGGGUUAUGACAUCGCAGGGCAAGCAGCGAAUAGGAGCUGUAAGAUUCUGAUGCUGAAAUGUACAGCUCAAACAGAUGUACAGGGUCAGCUGAAGGCCUACAAAGUAGUGACGGCUCUGCUCUGCUGCGUGCUGCUCGUCCUCUUCCUGAUCCGCUUCACCAAACCGACUGUCAGAGCUCUGCAGAGCCGACUUUCAGACAAGAGACAGAACCGCUGGAUAGGACCUACACAGAGUCACAGCGUGUCGUACCAGCGAGGAAAGGGUGUCGUCACAGACGUCGAGAUGAGAAUGUCCUACCCUGCUCUGGAGAGGCUGACAGUCAAUGACAGCAGAGAACCAUCAUCCAACAGGAACAGUGGCUACAACCUCUGACCAUCUUCAGCAUCAUCAUCAUCCUCUGUUUGUGUGCUUUCAUACGUGAUUAUUUCUGGGUUGAAUCUUUGUGCACACUGCCGUUGAGUCUCAUACUAAGAUCUAUUGUAGAUUUGGGGUUUUUAAAGUAGGGGUCCUGACCGUCUAAGGAGUCACUAUGGGGUCACCGGGGGGUUAGUGUUAGGUUAGAGUUAGUGCGCACAAACAAGUAAAUUUGAUUUCCCCCUUUCUGUCUCCACUAAACAUAUCUAGGCUACUUAAACUACUAAUAUUAAUAUGUCAAACAGAUUUGAUAUUCAUGUGUGUUCAUCUUUUGUUAAAGUAACAAAAGAGAGUGGAAAAUAGUGUAUCUUAACAUAAAUCCCAACUCUGACAAUUCACAUAGCCAAUCAUAGUUUAGGAUUUUGGUGUUGCCACUUGGGUGGCAAAUCAGAUACAACAGGGGUCAUGGUCAUCCCCUGAAUGUGCCACAAGGGGGGUCCCCGCCAUAGGCUGAUGCUAUAUUGGCAUCCUUGGCAUGGCACAGUUUGGGAACACGUGUGUUAGAUCAUGUGUCAGUGACAACUCAUUGUUCAUUUCUGCAUCAUACUGCUCUUACUGUACAAACAGUGAUUAUUUACAACCUUUUAUAUAUUGAUUGUAAACUUUAUUUUGCAGGUACUUUUAUAAUAAAGUAGGAGAAAAUGAACAGACAUACAUCUGUUCCAUCAGACAGGUGUGUAGUAAAAUGAAAAAUGCACGCAAACUCCUUCGUACUGAAUGACUGUCAAGAAAACAUGACAUUAUUAAAGGAUCUGAGUUUAACCUAA